CUGGGAAGCUGAAGAUUUACAGAAACUCCUGCAGAGACUUGACUUAGUACAACCCUAACCAAACCAGAGACAAUGACAGCUAUAGAUAUGGAGGAUAUGGAGGAUAAAGAGAGUGGACAGCUGAAAAACAAGACCAAGGAAGUGUCUGAUCAGGUGGAAGAAGUGAAGGAAAUCAUGAAGAGAAAUUUGGAGAAGAUCCUGGAUCGAGAAGAAGGGAUUGAACACCUCCAGGAAGUGUCUGCGUAUCUGAAAGACAAGGCUGAAAACUUCAAACGCACAUCGGACAAUGUGGCUCGCUCCUACUGGUGGAAGAACGCCAAGCUGAUAGUAGCUGUCGUCGUGAUCGUCCUCAUCGUGGUCGUUAUUAUUGUCCUGCUGGCCACUGGAGUCAUUCCGACCGGUGCACCUGUUGGUCCUGUAGUCACGUCUACCUCUAAGCCCUGAACACACAGCAACAGACUGAAUGGUACAGAUGUGGACAGAUUGGCUGGGACUCUUCCAGCUCACCGGAUUUCUCCUAUAAAGUCAUUCAAUCAAAUGUGUUUAAUGUAUUCCUACAUGGC
Molecule: messenger RNA, 563 nt
Organism: Fundulus heteroclitus (mummichog)
Lineage: Eukaryota; Metazoa; Chordata; Actinopteri; Cyprinodontiformes; Fundulidae
Product: vesicle-associated membrane protein 8
Exons: 3
Coding region: 73-444 (123 amino acids)
Biological process (GO): vesicle-mediated transport; vesicle fusion; SNARE complex assembly
Cellular component (GO): plasma membrane; SNARE complex
Molecular function (GO): syntaxin binding; SNAP receptor activity
Source: RefSeq, a predicted model, not a curated record